Messenger RNA from Lotus japonicus, 1056 nucleotides. Its product is annotated as transcription factor PRE6. The coding region runs from base 510 to 791 and encodes 93 amino acids. Gene Ontology annotation, molecular function: protein dimerization activity. Lineage: Eukaryota; Viridiplantae; Streptophyta; Magnoliopsida; Fabales; Fabaceae. Gene Ontology annotation, biological process: regulation of DNA-templated transcription; regulation of growth. The record is from RefSeq and is a predicted model, not a curated record. The transcript has 2 exons.
AAGGACAGUAUGGCGUAUCCUCUUUCUCAUUCCGAAUCCGAAUUCGAAAUUCAUUAUCUCUCUUACUAUCUCUCUCUCACACAAAUUAACAAACAAACAUUGAAAAUCAAAGCCUAUUAAUAACUAGCCUAGCCCACUGCUUUCUCCCAUGCACUUGUCCUCUUCAACUUCCAACACCCACAUUCUCUCAACCAAGCUUUCUCUCAUGGCUCCCCUUAUCCCUCUGUCGUCCCUCACCUGCUGAUCAGUACUAUAACCACUUCCUUUCCCUCUUAAAUUAUAUAUAAAUAUUCCUCCCCUCCUCUUCCCCCAUACCCAUCUUUCUCAGAGAUAACUUUUCAUUCUUCUCUGACAACCCCCAUUUCUUCCUCCAUAUCCCUCUCUCACUUCUUUACUACAACAAUAUAAAUUAUCUUCAACUUUAUACAAAUUAUUCAGAGCUAGUAACUAGCAACAGCGAAUAUUUCUGACACGACGCACAGGCAAACAGAGGUUAUUCUUAAUUAACAAUGCCUAGCAGAAGAUCCCGUUCUAGACAAUCCGGUGGUUCAUCUGAGAUCUCUGAUGCUCAAAUCACCGAUCUCAUCUCCAAGUUACAACAACUUAUCCCUGAGCUUCGUGCAAGACGCUCCGACAAGGUUUCGGCUGCGAAGGUAUUGCAGGAGACUUGCAACUAUAUAAAGAACUUGCAUAGGGAGGUUGAUGAUUUGAGUGACCGGUUAUCGGAGCUUUUGGCGACCACAGACUCCAACAGUGCUCAAGCAGCCAUUAUUAGGAGCUUACUCAUGUAAUACUAGUCUAGCUAGUGCAUUUACUUGUCGUGUGCAUGUCCAUUUCUCACUUCUAUUAUGAUCAUUCUCUUACGUACCGGGUAGGUUAAUUAAUUUGGUUUGUAGACCAAGGGAAAAGGGCUACCUAGCUUGUUAGUCCUUAAUUAAUUAGCUUAAUUUUAUGUGACACUUUGUAGUAGUGAUGAUUAUCAUCAUAUCCUCAUCAUCAUCAUCAGCUUAUAUAUAUAGCUCUAAAUAAAAUGGACGACGUCUUUAUGAGUUCUCA